AUGCAGCUGCUCCUGUUCCUGAUGGCCUUUCUCCUACCCCCCGGGGCUGGGGCAGGGGAGAUCAUCGGAGGCCAAGAGGCCAGGCCUCAUUCCCGCCCCUACAUGGCUUUUCUUAUAAUCCAGACUCCAGUGGGGUACAGCACCUGCGGGGGUUUCCUGGUGAGAGAAGACUUUGUGCUGACGGCAGCUCACUGCUGGGGAAGUCCUAUCACCGUCAUCCUGGGGGCCCACAACAUCAGGAGGGAGGAAAGAACCCAGCAGCGCAGGUCUGUGCUCAGAGCCAUCCGCCACCCUGAAUACAAUCAACAGAGCAACGUGAAUGACAUCAUGUUACUGCAGCUGGAAAACAGAAUCCAACAGAGUGAAGCUGUGAGGACAGUGUCUCUGCCUCAGGCACAGGCCAGACUGAGACCUGGGGCCGUGUGCACCGUGGCAGGCUGGGGCCUGGUGAGCCUGAGCAGGAGUACAAACAGACUCCAUGAGGUGCAGCUAACCGUGCAGAGGGAUAGCAGGUGCCGCGAUCGCUUCAGUUUCUACACCGGCCAAACACAAAUUUGUGUGGGAAACCCAAGUUCGAGGAAGUCCGCCUUCCUGGGGGACUCCGGAGGCCCCCUGAUAUGUAACAAUGUGGCCGAGGGGAUUGUCUCCUAUGGAGACAGGAGGGGGAUUCCUCCCGCAGUCUUCACCAGGGUGUCCAGCUUCGUGAACUGGAUAACCAGAACAAUGGAACGCUUCAAGCAGCAGAACCAGACCUGGACGCCGCUGUGA
Messenger RNA from Lynx canadensis (Canada lynx), 768 nucleotides. Its product is annotated as cathepsin G-like. The record is from RefSeq and is a predicted model, not a curated record. Lineage: Eukaryota; Metazoa; Chordata; Mammalia; Carnivora; Felidae. Gene Ontology annotation, molecular function: serine-type endopeptidase activity. The coding region runs from base 1 to 768 and encodes 255 amino acids. Gene Ontology annotation, biological process: proteolysis. Gene Ontology annotation, cellular component: intracellular membrane-bounded organelle; cytoplasm. The transcript is spliced from 5 exons.